AUGGCCUCUCUGUGCCUCCAUCGACUUUCUCUUUCUCUGCUUCUGCUCGCCUUUGGAAUCCUAGCUCUAGACUGCAACAAAACUGCUGAGAUUCAAUUGCAAGUGAACAACCCAGAGGUCCGAAAGCUCAUGGAAGCAAUGGGAGGGCACCGGCUUCCUCAAGGGUGCCCACAUAAAAGACCAACCACUGGUUUUCCUGGGGUAAAAAUCCUCAGAUCCAGCAAAGAGGAUAAAAGCAUAGCAGUGAAGAUGAUCCUCGAAAAGAUUCUAGAGAUCUUUGAGCGCAACUUCACUCAAGCAGAAUGGGAUGAAAGAGCCACAGAUCUUUUGCAAAAUGCCCUUUACCAGCAAAUUAAUCAGUGGAAGAAUUGCUGUACUCCAGAGUCCGGGAUGGUCGCAACACUGAAAGAUCAAGAUUUAAACCUGACUCUGCAAAGAUACUUCCGACAAAUCCAGACAUUCCUAGAGAACCAGCAGUACAGCCUUUGUGCCUGGAGUGCUGUGCGAAUGGAAAUUUGGAGGCUCUUUUUCGUCUAUCUUGAUCAACUUUUGAACAGGUUUUAA
This is a messenger RNA of Eublepharis macularius, 564 nucleotides long. Its product is annotated as interferon alpha-3-like. NCBI's taxonomy places the organism in Eukaryota, Metazoa, Chordata, Lepidosauria, Squamata, Eublepharidae. The coding region runs from base 1 to 564 and encodes 187 amino acids. The transcript has a single exon. Gene Ontology annotation, cellular component: extracellular region. The record is from RefSeq and is a predicted model, not a curated record. Gene Ontology annotation, molecular function: type I interferon receptor binding; cytokine activity. Gene Ontology annotation, biological process: B cell differentiation; B cell proliferation; positive regulation of peptidyl-serine phosphorylation of STAT protein.